CGCGAAACCCGCGUCCUCUCCUCCACCUCCUCGCUAUUUGACUUUCUCUGGCGGCUAACCGCCCGCCUAGCGCGGGUGUUAUUUGCCUCGCCGAGCGCCCGAAGAGCACUCCUUGAGCGCAUUAGGGCCUUGGCCCCGGGGCAGCAGCGGACCGGCGCCCAGCGCAUCCAUACGGCGGUAUUCCUUUCAAACACAGGUUUCAGCACUCAGCCAAAAGUACUAUCUUGAAAUGCAAAACAUGUUGACAGAAUGGACAUCUCUAUGGCUGCUUUUAUUAGGAUGUUGUUGCGGAGGAAAUAUCCCUACAUUGCCAAGGCCCAAGGUGUACGGACACAUGUUGCCAAAACAUAGCUUGGAUACACGGUACAGACCAGUGAUGAAAAGAAUCGUCUUGUAUCACAAUUUUUUUCGCACCCGAGUUGAUCCACCAGCCAGCGACAUGCUCGAAAUGACGUGGCACAAAGGAGCUGCUAGGGAUGCACAGCGCUGGGCGGAGAGUUGUCAACUUCUUGUCCAUGACAACAGCUCGGGACGCUGGGUUGAAGAUUAUGGAUCCUGUGGACAAAAUAUCUUCGUGUCGAAUGUGAAAGUGCCAUGGUUUUUCGCCAUCAAGAUAUGGUUUCUGGAACAUCACAACUUCUCUUUUGGAGACACAGGAAAUAACGUUCCUUCCGUGGUCGGCCACUACACUCAGAUGGUGUGGUACAGUUCGCACAAAGUAGGAUGCGGCCUUCAUUACUGCGGUCGCAACGUUGUCAAGAAGCCGUUCUACAACUAUGUGUGCAAUUACUGUCCCAUUGGCAACUAUCCUGAACGCUUUGGAAAGCCGUACACAAAAGGUAAACCCUGCAGCAAGUGCCCAGGCCACUGCCGCUCCAAGAAAUUGUGCACAAAUGCGUGUGAACACGCCGACUUCUGGGUUAACUGCCGCGAAAUCGCCAAGCACUGGCACAAGUGGCUGUGCGGAAACCCUGCCAAGGAGCAGUACAAGGCCUGCAGGGCGACGUGUUCCUGCAAGGAGCGCAUCAAGUGACCUGCAUGACGCGGAUUACCGAAGGCUUCGAGGCGUUUCACGACACGGAUACGCUCGGCACCCUUCGGCUGAAGACCAAAAAGCUACUGUCAAUGCGACGGGGCAUGGUGGCACAGACUGUACUCCAGUAAUGGACAGCCUUUUGCGCCAUCGGCGCGAAUCGAUCUGCACCCCUUCAACCGCGCGGCAUUAUCAGAUAGCACGUGCGAAUAUGCGCGAUAAUUCUUUUUCUAGGGAAAAUUGGAGGGGCAUGCUAAUUGUAACGAGAAGGAAACAAAUCAGUAUUUCUAGUCACAAAGCUAGAGGUAGCGUUUUGAGUAAGCAAAAGCAUCUAGGUAUACAUAGCGUACGCCAAAACAGAGUAAUCAUUCAAAUACGCAGACCAACAUCUUGGUGGCAAUAUAAUAAAGUGUAAUUGUGUGCAGUAAGCUAUGCUAUUAAUUGUAUUUGAAUUGUUCACCUACUCACUCAUGCUCUGUUUCGUGCAACGUUGUGAAUACGUGGCGUCCUACCUGGCAGUGAAAACAAAGGAGCGUCUCUUUUGCACGCCCACCGAAUGCCUAGGGUCCCCCUCUCCUUCCCCCGAUUUUCUUUUUUUCUUUCUUUCUUUCUUUCUUUCUUCCUUUCUUUCUUUUACUCGCAAUUACGUGAAAUUUAUUUACAAUUUUCUCUUAAGCUACCGCAUUAUACCCUUCAUUCGUGCUACGACACUUUCUUUCAGUGCCGCUUAUAGCUGGACCCCACGAGCAGAUGAAUGGGGUCAUUAUACUACGAGGGUAUAUAUUUAGCUGAAAGGGAACAAUUAAACCGCGCCUUAUCAGAGACACCCGGCGGUCGAUGGCCGGUUCGGACGCUCGAUUGUGCGCCGAAGCAUCGAACACGUCAGCAUACUCCGGCUCCAUCAGGAAUGCGGCCACCGAGCGCGGCAGGGGCAUUUAAUGCGCGGCUUGAGCUUGAGUCGUAGAGCGCUUCGACUUAGCAUCAGUACACCGCGCACAGCCAGCGCAGGUGGGUCAUUAAGGGAAAUUUUGUUUGCAACGCUUCACGCAGACCCCAAGAGAGUUCCGCGCGUUGUGCUGACACGGAACUGUAGUACAGUAUAUGAACUGGGGAGCUAGGGCCGGGUACGACGGUGCUCGCCGUGCAAGAAAAUAUGCCUGUGUGCGCGUGUUCCGGCAUUGGAACCUGUUCGCGCUCCACUGCCGGGCGGACUGGGUUAACGCUGCUCUUCAGGGGAAGCCGCACGCGAUAAUUGCCCCCCUUCGAAACAGCCGCGCCGACUGCCGACCACCCACGAUUUGUGCCUGAGUACGCCCACAUUUCCUCAGAUGGCGCCACCCGUGCGAUGUGAGCUGCACGAAGUCUGCGCUUGUUUUCCGUUUUUGACUUAACCCUCCACCUCCAUACCCUCCCCCCACCCCCUUUCUUUCCUUCCCCAACACUUCUUGCCUCAACGCGGCCCCGUGCACCAGAGCGCAUCAACAAACACGCCACUUACGAGGUCGUGCCUUUUUUUUUUUUUUUUUUUUUAUUGUAACUUUUUAAAAAAAUUAAAAAAUGGAGGUCCGAUGCGAAGUCUUUUGUUCUUCCUUCUCACUUUCAGUGCAUUUUGUUGUUUAUUCCUUAAGCUUUUUAAAUUCCGUUUUCUUUUCGUAGGACGUACCGGGCUUUCGCCAUAAUGACUACAAUUAGGGUUACCAAUUACCUCGUUAGUUUUGCUUUCUUUUUUCUUUCAUUUGCCUUUGUGUUUAUGGAAUGAGAAAUAGCUGAAGUUCUUUGCCGUGGCGUCAUUGUGUUGUACCGUACAAUUGGGACGUUUCGGGUCGGUCGCUUUAGGACUAGGAAGCAAUUUUAAAUCGGCAAUUUCAGUGUUGCAGACGCCGUGUAGU
This is a messenger RNA of Dermacentor silvarum, 2922 nucleotides long. RefSeq names its product cysteine-rich secretory protein 3. NCBI's taxonomy places the organism in Eukaryota, Metazoa, Arthropoda, Arachnida, Ixodida, Ixodidae. Gene Ontology annotation, cellular component: extracellular region. The record is from RefSeq and is a predicted model, not a curated record. Bases 230 to 1033 code for a protein of 267 amino acids. The transcript has 8 exons.